UCCCGGGGCUGUGCAUUUAAAGGCGCUGGCCAGUCCGCUGUUAGCUGUCGCUUCCUGCUCUUGCCGCUUCCACUCCGAGGAAUCCUUGUAACCCCGCCAGCAUGUCUCAGGCUGAGUUUGACAAAGCUGCUGAGGAGGUUAAGCACCUCAAGACCCAGCCAGCAGAUGAUGAGAUGCUGUUCAUCUACAGCCACUACAAACAAGCAACUGUGGGCGACAUAAAUACAGAACGGCCCGGAAUAUUGGACUUCAAAGGCAAGGCCAAGUGGGAUGCCUGGAAUCAGCUGAAAGGAACUUCCAAGGAAAGUGCCAUGAAAGCUUACGUCGACAAAGUAGAAGAGCUAAAGAAGAAAUAUGGGAUGUAAGAGACUGGAUUUGGUUGCCAGCCACACAUUGAACCUAAAAUGAUAUAAUGCCUUUUUUUCUUCUAAUACCAUGAAUGAUGUGAAGAGUGAAAAUAAUCAGUUAACCCAGUUUAUCAAGGCGUCCCAGCAUGUGGCUCUAACAAAUUAGGGGCAGAAUUGAUGACUGACCCUCCCUGAAUAGUUUUUAUCUGAGAUUAUUAAAAGUAUGUUUGUUACUUGAA
Marmota flaviventris (yellow-bellied marmot) is the source of this 586-nucleotide messenger RNA. It is a transcript of the gene Dbi, whose product is annotated as diazepam binding inhibitor, acyl-CoA binding protein. Gene Ontology annotation, biological process: fatty acid metabolic process. The record is from RefSeq and is a predicted model, not a curated record. Gene Ontology annotation, molecular function: fatty-acyl-CoA binding. Lineage: Eukaryota; Metazoa; Chordata; Mammalia; Rodentia; Sciuridae. Gene Ontology annotation, cellular component: mitochondrion.